Psammomys obesus (fat sand rat) is the source of this 1880-nucleotide messenger RNA. It is a transcript of the gene Gab3, whose product is annotated as GRB2 associated binding protein 3. The transcript has 10 exons. The record is from RefSeq and is a predicted model, not a curated record. NCBI's taxonomy places the organism in Eukaryota, Metazoa, Chordata, Mammalia, Rodentia, Muridae. The coding region runs from base 1 to 1752 and encodes 583 amino acids.
AUGAGCACUGGCGACGCCGUGUGCACGGGCUGGCUCGUCAAGUCGCCCCCCGAGAGGAAGCUGCAGCGCUAUGCUUGGCGCAAGCGCUGGUUUGUGCUCCGUCGUGGCCGCAUGAGUGGCAAUCCUGAUGUCUUGGAAUACUACCGCAACAAGCACUCCAGCAAGCCCAUCCGUGUGAUAGACCUCAGCGAAUGCACUGUGUGGAAGCAUGCAGGCCCUGGCUUCGUUAGGAAAGAAUUUCAAAACAAUUUUGUGUUCAUUGUCAAGACUGCUUCCCGUACCUUUUACCUAGUAGCCAAGACUGAGGAAGAAAUGCAGGUGUGGGUACACAGCAUCAGUCAAGUUUGCAAUUUCAGUCAUCUGGAAGAUGGUGCAGCAGAUUCCAUGGAGAGUUUCUCUCACAUGCCCUCCUCCCUCCAGCCAUCCCCUGCCAGUUCACUUCAUACCGCCCAUGUUGCCAACUCUGCCUUGCCAAAAGAUGACCCAAAUGCUAAUACUGUAGCUACUGAGGAAACCAGAAGUGAGUCAGAGUUUCCUUUCCUUCCUGAUUAUCUGAUCCUGUCCAACUGUGAGACUGGAAGACUGCACCAUGGCAGUCUUCCUACCAGAUGUGAAAGCUGGUCAAAUUCAGACCGCUCAUUGGAACAGACUUCAUUUGAUGAUGUUUUUCUUGAUGGUCUGCAGCCGUUUACCUCUAAUAACUUGGUCCACCCCUUGUACUAUGGGAAUGGAUCUCAGGAUGUGCCUUCCACAAGGCCCCAGCCUGCUCUAAUCUGGAAUAGAGAUAUCAAUGGCCCGUCCAGGAACCAUGUGCCUUCUUCAUCAUUGCUGGAAUCUUCCUUAAACCCUACAAUUCAUGUGGGAAAAAAGCAAGUUUGCUUACCCAGUGGGGCAAAGGAACUAAACAUUAUGUCCAACACUCCACCUCCUCGUCCCCCUAAGCCAAGUUAUCUCUCUGAACGGCUCCAAGAUCAGCUCCUAUUGACUGGGCACAGCAGUAACAAGAAGCCAGGGUAUACUAUGAUGCCAAGAAGAACCUCUCUCUCUGGUUUAGACCAUGUGGGGUCCUGGAAAGGUGAUGUACAAAGCCAGUCCUUAAGACACCGAGAUAAGCGGCUCAGUUUAAAUCUGCCGUGUAAGUUUUCACCGAUGUAUCCCACAGCUUCACCCAGUGCUGAAGAUGGCUAUGUGCCCAUGAGCCCCAAAGGCACUACUUCUGGUCUUAUACCCCACAAUAGCCAGGAUGACUACAUCCCAAUGAGCUCAAUCAUGCUGCCCGAGUUGCCUGCAGACUUGGAGCCACCCCCAGUGAACAGAGAUCUCAAGCCCCAGAGAAAAUCUCGGCCACCUCCCUUGGACCUGAGAAACCUUUCCACCAUCCGAGAACACACAUCUCUAACCAGGACUCACACUGUGCCUUGCAAUCGAACGAGCUUUCUUUCUCCACAAAGAAAUGGUAUUAAUUCUGCAAGAUUUUUUGCCACUCCUUCCAAAGAAGAAGAAAGCUACAUCCAAAUGGAGGAAUACAGAGCAGUCAAUUCCCUGAGCAGUAGUGCUCUUACUUGGACAAAGAAAUUCAGCCUGGAUUAUCUGGCCCUGGACUUCAAUUCAGCAUCACCAGCUCCUGUGCAGCAGAAACCUUUCCUUUCAGAAGAGCAGAGAGUGGAUUAUGUCCAAGUGGAUGAGCAGAAGACACAAGCUCUCCAGAGCACCAAGCAGGAGUGGACCGAUGAGAGGCAAUCCAAAGCGUGAGAGGUGUGGGCAAAGUGUGCAACAAGGAAGCUUACGAAUAUGUUUUCAGUUUCUCCACUAAAAAUAUACCAGUGAUCGGUAUAAGGCAAAACCAAGAGUGUCGUUUGGGGAGUCUUGGCAAAAACUCA